Trypanosoma theileri is the source of this 369-nucleotide messenger RNA. RefSeq lists its product as uncharacterized. The transcript has a single exon. The record is from RefSeq and is a predicted model, not a curated record. Lineage: Eukaryota; Euglenozoa; Kinetoplastea; Trypanosomatida; Trypanosomatidae. Bases 1 to 369 code for a protein of 122 amino acids.
AUGCGUCGAAGUGUUUUCUUUAUGGGCCGUAAUUUAACGCGGCGUCAUUUGAACGCUUGUCGCAGUCCACUACUGACUGGAUACGUGCGGACCACAUCUCUAUCCUGUACUGCACAUGGGUUGACAGCAUCACCGCUCUCUUCUGGUGCACUUCUUGGAUCGGCGACCGCUUCUGGUUCACCACUGCGUAUGGAGGACGUUACGGAGAGCAUAAUGAAUUACACAGUUGCCACACUUCUCGCACAGGGAAUGUGUGCUGCUCUUAUAACGAAAUUCAGCUGUAUGCAGAAUAUAUCAACGUGCGUUAUAGCAUGCGAAAGAGUAUUUAUGUCGUUGCCAGCUGAUGGGGAAAAGAAGAGUGUAUGCUGA